AUGGCAGCUGUUUUUUCGGAGCCGCGGAAUGAAGACGACCGAGCGAAUGAAGUGCGUCUCCCGCCGGUGACCACGACGUCGAGCAACAACGACUCCUCUCGAUGGACAACUCUGACCGGCCAGCCAGCAGACGCCCAGCUCACCUCCAAAAACCUGCCGACCACGAAGAAACAUAAGGGAGACCAGGACAUGACGACGGAAGAACAGGAAGAAGAGGCUGUGGAGAGACCUAGCCUCAUCGUCGAAAAGUCACGACGCGAGCACUCUCUCCUUAAUCCAGCAACGACCCAUCUGGAGAGGAUACGCAUGAUGCAUACGGAGGCGACCCCCCACCGUCUCCCCGCCGAGCUUCUGCACUCCAUAUUCAAGUACCUCCCUGCCCCUUCCAUCAGACACGUCCGGAGCAUGAGCAAGCGCUUUGCAGACAUUGACGCGGAAUACCUCUUCCCUGAUAUCGUGGUUCGCUUCUCGGAGGAGAGCUUCGGGCGCGUGAAGACGAUAGCAGCGAGUGAGCGCUUUGUGAAGGCAGUGCGAUACAUCUGCAUCCAAAAGCCGUUCGACAUGUUAGACGAAUGGCUCAAGGUCAAUAUGGGUUAUCACUGUCUCGGGGAACUCCAGCGCUUGAUCCCCUUCAGCUCGGAUUAUCCAGACAUUGCUGCGAUCAAUUGCUCGGACAAGCACAAUUGUACAAGCUUACAGGAUUACGGGGACAUGAAUCUUUUUGUGCGCAUCUACUGGGAAGAUCUGAACUACUUUAUGCGUAUAAGCUUGAAGUCUAACAUCAAGGAGUUAUUGGAGUCGAAGAGGGAGCAAUAUCGGGCGAAAUUGGAGUGA
Molecule: messenger RNA, 834 nt
Organism: Mytilinidion resinicola
Lineage: Eukaryota; Fungi; Ascomycota; Dothideomycetes; Mytilinidiales; Mytilinidiaceae
Exons: 2
Coding region: 1-834 (277 amino acids)
Molecular function (GO): protein binding
Source: RefSeq, a predicted model, not a curated record